AUGCUGGAAGAGGACGAAAAGAUUGAGAAAAUAUGCUGCGUUUGCAAGAAGGAGGCAAACAAGCGGUGCUCCCGGUGUGCCAUGGUGUUUUACUGCAGCACCGAGCAUCAGCAGCAGGACUGGAAGACACACAAGAGUGUCUGCCACCCGUUUAAAAUCUGUUCCAAUGAACAGUUCGGUCGGUUUCUGGUAGCGACGCGGGAUAUAAAGGCCGGUGAGAUCGUGCUCAAGGAAUCGCCAUUAGUGUUUGGACCGGCGCAGAUUACCGGACCAGUAUGCGUUGGAUGCUUGCAGGGCUUGGAGGAGAAGAAGCAUCUGGAGUGCGAGAAGUGUGGGUGGCCCGUCUGCAAACGAUCAUGCCAGGAUCACUCGUCACACCAGGCGGAGUGUAAGUUCACCGUAGCACGGGGCAGCAAGGUUUCCAUUCAACACUACUACGUGCCGCAUCCGACGUACCAGUGUCUGAUGCCAUUGCGUUGUUUGCUGCUCUCCGAGACCGAUCCGGCCAAGUGGAAUGCACUGGAGCGGUUGGAGUCCCACGACGAGGAACGGCGUGGUUCUGAGCAGUGGCGGAACGAUCGGGAGGGAGUGGCCAAGCUUAUUCCCCGCUUUUUCAAGUGUGAAAACAAAUGGGACGAGGACGAGAUCCUGCGGGUUGUCGGCAUCAUUCACGUGAACGGCCACGAGGUUCCGCUUACCGACCCGUCCUCGGUCGCGAUCUACAAUAUGGCCUCGAUGCUGGAGCACUCCUGCCGGCCGAACUUGGCGAAGAGCUUCACCAAUCGGAACGAGAUCGUCAUCUGGGCGCCGAACGCGAUCCGGCGCGGCGAGCGGCUCAGUAUCUGCUACACCGACGUAAUGUGGUCCACCGGCAGCCGGCUCGAGCACCUGCAGCAGACAAAGAUGUUCCGCUGCGAGUGUGAACGGUGCAGCGAUCCGACCGAGUACGAGACGUACUUCAGUGCGCUCCGAUGUUCCGGCUUCCAGAAGGACGGCAAGUGCAAGGGGUACCUGCUGCCGGUGGACAAGUCCGAGUGGACCGGCGAUUGGUGCUGUCUGCGGUGCCGUAAGGAGGUGACGGGGGCGGCCGUCUGCCAGAUCCUGGAGCGGUCACGGAUGGAUCUGGAGGCGAUGCAGAAACAUCGCGAGGACCACUGUAACAAGUACAUUAAACACUACUCGAAGUGGCUCACGCCGAACCACCAGUUCAUGGUGGACGUGAAAAUAUCGCUGUCGCAGGUGAUAGGCGGCAACAACCCGGAGGCGAUCAAGAAGAUACCGUACGAUAAGCUGAUGAACAAGAUCAAGAUCUGCCAGGAGCUGAUUGCGCUGUUCGAGAAAAUCUGUCCGGCCGAAGCACGCGCCUUUGGAGCGACCCGGUUUGAGCUGCAUGCAGCCCUCGCGGAGCUGGGACGACGGUCCACGGAAUCGAACAAUGCGGCCGCGUCCGUACAGCUCGAGGAUUCGCUGUACAAUGCAAUGGAGUGCGUCCGAAUGCUACUGCACGAACCGUCCGCUCUGAUGGAGAGUAAAAUCUGUGCCCAAGCAAAGCAGAACGCCGAAACGUUGAAGGCUCUUCUAGGAAUCAAAGAUUGA
Anopheles coustani is the source of this 1596-nucleotide messenger RNA. RefSeq names its product SET domain-containing protein SmydA-8 (gene SmydA-1). The transcript has 6 exons. The coding region runs from base 1 to 1596 and encodes 531 amino acids. Gene Ontology annotation, molecular function: protein binding. Lineage: Eukaryota; Metazoa; Arthropoda; Insecta; Diptera; Culicidae. The record is from RefSeq and is a predicted model, not a curated record.